CCAGUGUGUUUUUUCGACACUUGAUUGAAAUCUGUUGAAAGUGGAAAUGGCGUAGCGAAGUGUAGAUUUGUUUUUACAUUUUGUAUUAUUAAAUAUUUUACAUGUUAGACGCAAAUCCUAUCAGAUUUAAGAAUUAUAUGUAGUGAUUUAAGCUUUCAUUUAAUUUUAAGUGUUUUUCGUGUUCUCAAUAAAAAAUAAGCACGUAGCCCCAUUUCGACUCUUGCUUUGUUCCGUAUUCUACAAAUUGGAAUAAGAUUUGUAGUCGUGGUUUAUAUUUUAAUGUAUAACAAUGAGUUUGUCCACAAGUUUUCAUAGUAACGGGAUGAAUAGCUUUAAAGAAUCACGGAGUCAAUCCGUUCAAGGACUGGCGAGUGUUAGUUCUAGUCUUCUUAUGAAAAUACCACUUCCUCCUCGAUUGUGGAUUACAGACGUGGAGGAUGAGUCUUCGGAUGAAAACACUACUGGUGCUAGAGAUGAAGGUGUUGUUCUGGCUGAGAGAACCAGGGUGAGGUCGCGUUUUCGGCACCACAAGCAUCGUAGCAGUUGUAAUGUGCCCAUUGGGAUUUUUUGGGACAUUGAAAAUUGUCAGGUUCCCCGGGGAUGCUCAGCAAUAGAUGUGGUGGCAGCAAUUCGAGCCAAAUUUCUUCCAGGGAGGAGGGAAGCUGAAUUUGUUGUUGUAUGUGAUGUGAGAAAAGAAGCUGCAAAUAGAUUACAAGAACUAAAUGAUUCUCAAGUAAACCUUAUUCAUGUGUGUGGAACACAAAAGAAUGCGGCCGAUGAGAAACUGAGGCAAUGUAUGAGAAGAUUUGGUGAGCUACACACAGCUCCAGCGGCAUUGCUACUUAUUUCGGGAGAUAUCAAUUUUGCUUCAGACUUGUCAGAUUUCCGUCACAGGAAAAAUAUGGAAGUGAUAUUGGUGCACAAACAGAACACAUCUUCUGCGUUAAUUACAUGUGCUUCAUCGCAUUAUUGUUACAAUGAGCUUACUGCACAGCUGCCGAGAAACCCAAAGGUCAGUCAAACAGAGGAAGAGGAGCCGACUUGUGAGAUGGAGGUAUCAAAUCUUCCCAUCAACCAGCCGCCCGAGAGAGUAUCUCGAAGGCUGCGUAGGCUGGCAGAUAACUGCGGAGGGAAAGUGUUAAGAGUUACAGCACCUACUGCUAUGCUAAGGUUCCCAACGCCUGACCAUGCAUCGAGGGCGUUGAAGCGUAUGGAAGGCGAGGACGUGUUCGGGCGCAAGAUAAGCACGCGGUUCGCUCGCGGCGCUCUGCAGGCCACAUACUCCAGCGACGAGGGCUACAGCACCGCCCCGCCCGCGCCCCUCGCGCCCUCCGCGCUGCCGCAGCACACACCCAUACCGCCCCCACCACCGCCCCCUCACCCACAUGAUGUGCACCAAGUGUGUAUAGGAGCGGAAGGCGCCCGCGCGGCGUGCGGCGACUGGGCAUUGGCGCUGCAGCAGCUGCCGGCGCCCACACCGCCGCCGCUCGACUUCUGCCCGCCGCCCGCGCCCGCGCCCAAGCCCAGGAAGAUUAGAGGCACUCAUGGUUCUAUUAGCCUGGACCGGUCAGGUUGUUCAUCUAGCAACAGUGGCGAUGAGAGUCGAGCGCGGGCUCCCUCGCCCUGGAACUCGUCCAGUGUGAGCGAGCACAGUGACCCCGAGCCUGACACCGCGGAACUUACUGUAUCCAACCUGCCGCCCUACGAACCCAAUAUGCUACAGGAGGCGCUGAGGAAGCUGUUCAGUCAGUACGUGCCGGUGGUGCGCGUGUCGGUGUGGACGUCUGGAGAGGGGCCGCUCGCCUCAGUCGUGUUCCGCUCGGAGUGGGACGCGCGGCUGGCUAUAGCGCGCGUGCACAAGCGCCGUCUCGACAGCGUGUGGGCGGGCCGCCGCCUCGAGCUCGCCCUCGGCACGCCCUCCCCUGCGCCCAACCUCGAUGUGCUGCGCGCCCGCCUGCGCGCCAUCCUGCUCGAGCAGCAGAACUACUGUAUGCCGUUGCUGCGCCUGCGCGACGCCUACGCCAGCCGACAUUGCUGCUCCAUCACCACAUCCGACAUACUCAAAGUGAGGGAUACAGUGCUAGUGCACGAGACGUGCGGCCGCAUGGUCCAGCUCAUCGAUCUGUCGCCGGUGUCCAAGCUGGAGAUCGAGGAGGCGCCCUGGAAGUGCCACAAGCACUCGGUGCUGAGCACCGGGCACGACGACGGCCGAAGGAUACUGCAGCCCGUGUUCAUAGAGCUGCCAGUGCUCGCGAGAAACAUACACAUUCUGCUCGAGAGCCACGGCGGCAUACUGCCCUUGUUGAGUUUGGUGGAGUGCUAUGAGGCGAUGUUCCCGGCGCUGGUAUGCGAGCCGCGCGCGGGCGUGGCCCUGGAACUGCUGCUGCUGAGCGUGCCCGGCGUCGAGCUUAAGGAGACACCUUCCCGCCACCUAGCCUGGGCCACUGCCACCUCGCGCGCCGACACACCGCCAUCUGUCUGCAACAGAAGUGACACGUCUCGAGGCAGUGUGGGCAGCUUGGGGGAGCGGAGCGGGGCGCGCACGGCACCUGCGCUCGAGCCCACACUCUCCCUGUUUGAGCGCGACCUCGUCGAUCUGCUGCGCACUGCGCCACGCUGCACUAUCCCCUUCAGCAAGUUGAUCCCGUCUUACCACCAUCACUUCGGUCGCCAAUGUCGCGUCGCAGAUUACGGCUUCACAAAGCUCCCGGAACUCCUCGCCUCCCUCAGCAACACCAUUGUGGUGCUGGGCACGGGGUCUUAUCGUGAGAUUACGUUGUCGGCCGCGGCGCAGAGUCGUCGCUGGACCUCCGACCUCGUGAAGAUGCUGAAGGCUAACCCGGUGCGCUCGAUCUUCCCGCAUGAGAUCCCGCAGCUGUACCACAACACGUUCGGCCGGCAGUUCUCGCCCGUCGACUACGGCGUGUGCACGGUCGGCGAGUUGCUGCAGCGCACGGCACCGGGUGCUGCUGUCGCGCUGUCCGACGGGAGCGUGGCGCUGCCUCGACGUGCGCCCACACCCGCCGAGCGCGCACACUCCUCACAGUUUGCGCUCGAAGCUGCCGAACUGCUCUGUUACACGCCAAACCUACGCAUGGAGUUCACGCGGUUCGUGCCCGCCUACCACGCACACUACGGCCGGCAGCUGCGCGUCGCCCACUACGGCUGCGUUAAGCUCGCGGAGCUCCUUGACAUGAUAGCUGACACCGUCGUCGUGUGGUGUGAGCCCAACGGCGAGAAGAUGGUCCGGCUAGCGGCGGGAGCGGCGCGCGGCAUCAUGGCGCAGAGGUUCGCGGCGCUGCUGCCCGCACCCUUCUCCGAGCUGCCGGCACUUUACGCAGCAAGAUUCGGCGCACCGCCCGCGCCCGAUGUGCUCGACGUGAGCACGCUGCAGGAGCUGGUGCUGGCCGCAGGGGGUUACAUCGAGCGUGGCAUGGCGUACAUCACGGUGGGAGACACGGCACGGCUGCCGAACUGCGCGCUCACCGCGUGCGCCGUGCUCUCCGCUGACAUGAGCGUGGCGCGCGGCUCCAGCGUCGAGUACUUCGUGAGCGCGUUCCGCCGGCUGCGCGGCGCCGAGCCCGAUCUCAAGGAGCUAGAGGCGUACGGCGUCGUCGAGACCUCGGAGCGAUACGUGAAGCUGACGGCCGCGUGGCGCACCGUGUGGCGCGUGGCGCAGAUACUCGCCGACCAGCCGGCUCCCAUGCCCACCCAAGAUGUACUAAAUCGAUACAUGAAACGCUACGAGCCCUCACCGCUAACAUCUGACUUGGGUGUGAAGCAGGUGCAGGCGCAGGUGUCGGAGGUGCUGCAGCAGUGUGGGCCGGUGUUUGCGCGCGUGCAGUCUGCGAGCGCGGCGGAGGCGUUGUGGACGCUGGCGGCGGGCGUGGCGCUGCCCCCUCCGCUCCGCCCCGCGCGGCACGAGGACUACUCCGUGCACGACACGCCGCCCGGACAAAAAGGAUCUCGCGUGUUCGAAUCGCCAAAGACCAAUAUCUGGUGUUCCCCACCAGCCAGCGCUUUGCCCAAUCCUACAGCAUUGCUCAGCCAAGAAAAACGUCGCACACGGCUGGCUGCGCAGUUCGAUGCAGCAUAAUAUCAUUCCAAAUAUAUUAAAAAUGCAUUCCUCUACAACAAGAUGUAUAAGUAAAAAAGCACGUGCGUCGGAUAUCCUCUAAAUGAGCUAAUAGAAUGUAUCCAAGGUUUGCAACGAAUUUUAUCAACAAGACAAAUACCAAGUGUCCUAA
This is a messenger RNA of Papilio xuthus (Asian swallowtail), 4247 nucleotides long. It is a transcript of the gene Marf1, whose product is annotated as meiosis regulator and mRNA stability factor 1-like protein. Bases 290 to 4096 code for a protein of 1268 amino acids. Gene Ontology annotation, cellular component: peroxisome; cytoplasm. Gene Ontology annotation, biological process: regulation of gene expression. The record is from RefSeq and is a predicted model, not a curated record. The transcript is spliced from 17 exons. Lineage: Eukaryota; Metazoa; Arthropoda; Insecta; Lepidoptera; Papilionidae. Gene Ontology annotation, molecular function: RNA binding; CCR4-NOT complex binding; RNA nuclease activity.